Molecule: messenger RNA, 2722 nt
Organism: Austrofundulus limnaeus
Lineage: Eukaryota; Metazoa; Chordata; Actinopteri; Cyprinodontiformes; Rivulidae
Gene: erp44
Product: endoplasmic reticulum protein 44
Biological process (GO): protein folding
Cellular component (GO): endoplasmic reticulum membrane; endoplasmic reticulum-Golgi intermediate compartment
Molecular function (GO): protein disulfide isomerase activity
Source: RefSeq, a predicted model, not a curated record
UUUGUUUCCUGCUGCAGAGAGAGAAGAGCGGCGUCGAGACUGACAGGGAAGACAGAACAUCACCUCCUUCAAUAUUUAAUGCAUAAAAUGAAACUGUUAUCAGCACCUUCCUCUCUCGAUAUCCGCUUGGUCACUGUUAUACUACUGGUGAUGGGCCUCUCUACUCCAGGACAAGCAGAAAUCAUCAGUCUGGACUCUGGCAACAUUGAUGAUGUCCUAAAUAAUGCUGGUGUGGCAUUAGUGAAUUUUUAUGCUGACUGGUGUAGAUUCAGUCAAAUGCUCCAUCCGAUUUUUGAGGAGGCCUCAAACAUCGUGAGAGAGCAGUUCCCAGAUACCAAACAGGUGGUGUUUGCUCGUGUCGACUGCGACCAACACGCCGACAUAGCGCAGCGCUACCGCAUCACCAAGUAUCCGACGCUGAAGUUGUUCCGCAACGGGAUGAUGAUGAAGAGGGAGUACAGGGGUCAGAGGUCGGUGACGGCCAUCGCGGACUUCAUCCGCCAGCAGCAGGUGGACCCAGUGAAAGAGCUACACUCCAUGGAGGAGGUUAACACUUUGGAUAGGAGCAAGAGAAACAUCAUUGGAUACUUUGAAACAAAGGACUCUGAUAAUUAUCACACGUAUGAAAAAGUUGCCAACAUCCUCCGAGAUGACUGCACCUUCUCCGCUGCGUUUGGUGCUGUAUCAGCGUCUGAGCGCUUUAGUGGAGACAAUGUAAUCUACAAACCUGUGGGCGAGAGCGUCUCUGACAUGGUCUACCUCGGCUCGCUCACCAACUUCGACCUGACGUACACUUGGGCUCAGGACAAGUGUGUGCCUCUAGUUAGAGAGAUCACCUUUGAAAACGGAGAGCAUUCCUGGUAAGUUAAGACAGUUUGUUUUGGAUCUUCACUCCGGUAAGCUUCACAGAGAGUUCCACCACGGUCCUGACCCCACAGACAGCACGCCCGGACAGGACGAGGGGGAAGGAGAAGUGGCGAGCAGCCCCCCAGACAGCUCCUUCCAGAAGCUGGCGCCGAGCGAGACCCGCUACACCAUCCUCAGAAGGGACCGCGACGAGCUGUGACCCCCCUCUAAAAAAGGCCUUGCAGCGAUCCUGCGCCUCAAUGCCACGCCCCGGGGUCAGGGAGGGGGGUUAGGGUUGGGACAGGCCAGCGGGACAGAACAGUUAACACCCGACACCCUUCCUGGAGAAAUCGAGUUAGACACGAGAAACAAACGGAGAGGAUUAAAACAAAACAAAACGACAACAAAAAGAGAGAACACGAAGCAAAGGAGUGUGCAGUCCACGUCGGAUCAACCUAUAUUUUCAUAACUCUUUCACGUACAGUUUUUAUUUUGGAUUAAAAGAAGCGGGAGGGAUAAAGAAGACGUGUGGGGGCGGGGACAUCAAUAGUUUACUUUUAUUUUCUUGGAAGUUGUAAAUAUGUUUGUGCUACGUUGGAAUCACAAUGUUGGUCUAAAUUAAAUGCAGAGUUCUUCUUUAUUUUAUCCCCCCCUUUUAUUUUUUAUUAUUAUUAUUUUAGUCCAAAAGAUAGAAACAAAACCGUGUCCUCACUCCAGCCGUACAGUUUAUUUGUCGGUAGUUCCAGUUCGACCCGUCUGAUGCUUGUUUAGUCCCGUUGACCUCAUAGCUACGUUUAAACUAGUUGGAUUCAUUUUUAUAGUUCUAACAGACCUGCUUCAUACUUUCUCAUCACAUUGAAGGAAUAGAAAAAAAAACAUUUCUAACUGAGGCUUGAGACAAAAAUAAGCUGCUCCGGCCUUUUGAGAUGCAACCCUUCUCUCCCUGCGGUCCAGUCCGGUUCCCAGCUUUGGAUUACAGCGCCCCCUUUGUGAUCAUCAAAAUAACUCUAGGAUCUUUUCUAUAUUUCUUUUUUUUUAACAAUACUGUAAAACAUAUGGGUGUAAUUAGUCUUUUUUUUUUUUGUCACCAAUGAACAGAAAAUAUGUACAAAUGCAUGUUGGAAAGGGUUUUACAUUUUCUAAAUUCUGUAGAGCGGGUCAAAAACACCCCGACUGAACACUGCGACUAACGGAUGGCCUCGUUAAAACGUCAUCUGGGAUAAACCUGAUCUUAUAUAUCAGAAUGAUAACUUGCAUUCUUUAUUUUGACCCCAUUUAUUUGAUAUAAACCUGAAAUUUAAAAAAAAGAGUGUAAUCUCUCGGUGUCUGAGUUGCACUGAAUUGCCAAAAACCCUUUUAAGUUCUGUUACUAAGAAUCAAAAGGAAGAACGCAAAAUGUUUCUCCAUGAUGUUCUUAGACAUUCUGUUGAAUUUUUUUGUAACUGUUUCUUUUUUUGUUGUUGCCUGUGCGUCAUCAUGCCGGGGUAGAAAAAAAUGCAGCUUUCCAAGUGUUUAAAAGACAACAUGGGGGGGGGAAACCCCAUGCGGUGAACGGUGGAAAUUAAGUCUGCCACUUUCUACGAGUUCUUUAAAAAAAAACUGGUUUUGUCUCUUUAAAUAUGUCUGAGGUUUUGGUACAAGUCUUGAUUUUUCUGAGAACCCCGGGAGUGGAGGUUUAGACGAUGGGUAUGGGUACUCUUUGUAUUGUGUGUCCUUGUCCUUCUGUAGAGGCUAACAAAUACCUGCAUAGUGACAUAUCAGCCCAUAAUACAGAAAAACAGCAGGGGAGGGGAGGGUGAUGUCAUUUCUAAAUCAGUCAUCUCAGAGGUAAAAGAAGAGCAAAAACAAAAAGAUAAUUAAAAAAACAUUUUACAGA